Molecule: messenger RNA, 2094 nt
Organism: Dinoponera quadriceps
Lineage: Eukaryota; Metazoa; Arthropoda; Insecta; Hymenoptera; Formicidae
Product: flavin-containing monooxygenase FMO GS-OX-like 4
Exons: 7
Coding region: 707-1990 (427 amino acids)
Molecular function (GO): NADP binding; flavin adenine dinucleotide binding; N,N-dimethylaniline monooxygenase activity
Source: RefSeq, a predicted model, not a curated record
UUUAAUAACACACAUUAUAUUUACAUUGCAUAACAGUGUAAUUUGUGUGAUGAGUGAAAAUUAUUAUUCGUAACGUGUAUAUAAUCUGACAUACAUGCAUGUUAUAUUCCGUUUUUCACAGUAUGAGAAUAUGUUUUAUUAUACUUUCUUUCUAAGUUAUAUACCUAUGUGUUUUGUUGAAAUGGAAUAGUUCUAAGAUGAAUAUUCCAAGACAUUCUUAAGAAUUUCAAUCAUGAUAUCAUGUAACUUUCUGCAAUAAUUUUCACUAUAUUUUUUUUAUGAAUUUCUGAAAAAGAAUUAUAUUUCAGCAACGGAGGAAAUUCAGAAAUGCUUUAAGAAUUCAUCUAUCGUACUAUCUUGGCGUUUGCUUAUCAAACCAGAAAGAUAGUCGACUAACGAUAGAUAGGAAUCGGAAGCAAACAUGAUAAUGAUAUUCCUGCGGUUUCUUAUUUUUUCCGUUUUAUUGAAGGUCGCAUUAAAUAUAAAAAGGCGCACGUUGUUAAAAGACACAGUCUAUUACGAGUUCUUACGGUGUUAAAAGAAGAACUUAAAAAACUCACUUUGAUUCGCGUAGUUUUCGAUUAUUAAAUUUAUUUCAGUCUACGUCACUUUUUAAAUUAUUUACGUUCUAUUUAUCACGGUGAUACAUAACCUUUAUAUAAAAUAUAUCACCACGAGAGCAAGUGGAUGCGAAUCUCCUACAUAGAUGGCGGAGCAAACGGGAAAGAUCAAGGUUUGUGUGAUCGGCGGCGGGGCGGCUGGCUUGUGUGCAAUCAGACAUUUGGUGGGAAAUUCGAAAUUCGAAACGACGGCCUAUGAGCAAAUGAGCAAGAUAGGAGGUACAUGGGUUUACACGGAGCAAGUUGGGUUAGAUGAGAAUGGUUUACCGAUUCACUCCAGCAUGUAUCAGAAUCUAAGAACAAAUUUACCCGCAAAAAUUAUGAAUUUUCCGGAUUAUAUGACAAUGGAUGCGCAAGAACCCAGUUGCGUGAGCCAUCAGGAAGUUUUGAAUUAUCUGAAAAAUUACACCCAGCAAUUUGAUAUACGUCGACAUAUCCAUUUUAAUACAAGAGUGGAACACGUUCGAUUUGAACCAUCUGAAAACUCGCGUAAUCGCGAUAGAUGGCUUGUGCAAGUAAAAAAUGUAAAAACAAACGAAACGGAAAACCGAUACUUUGACGCGAUUAUGGUUUGCAAUGGACAUUAUUUCGAUCCGUACAUACCAAAUAUACCCGGCAUCGAGAGUUUCCCAGGUUUAAUAUUACACAGUCACGCGUACAGGAAACCAGAAGAGUUCUCCGGAAAAACUGUGUUAGUGUUGGGCGCAGCUUCGUCUGGUAUCGACAUAGGGAUCGACUUGUCGAAUUACACGACCCGCGUGUAUUUAAGUCACAAUCACGAUCGAUUAACAAGUCCUCUACCGUCGAACAUGACACAAGUCGCAGGCGUCGAGAGUAUAUAUGAAAAUACGUUUCACCUUAAAGACAAAUCCACCGUUGACGCCGACGUUUUUAUUUUCUGCACCGGAUACAAAUACAGUUUUCCCUUCUUGGAUGAGAAUUGUGGCAUACGAGUGGAUGAUAAUUAUGUAAUUCCGCUUUACAAACAUCUCGUCAAUAUCGAGCAUCCUACGAUGUGCAUCGUCGGAAUACCCACGUUAGUCGUACCGUUCCCAAUGUUCCACAUGCAGGUGCAAUAUUUUCUAGCUUUACUAGACGGCCAAAUAACUUUACCUGCAGAAAAUGUAAUGCUGGAAGAUUCAGCUUUAAAAACUUUGAAAAAGAGACACGCGCAUAAAUUAAUGGAUCAACAGUGGGAUUACAACGAUUCAUUGGCGAUCACUGGUGGAUUCGAACGAUUACCGCUGUUUUACAAACUUGGGUACACAGCGUUGUCGGUCCAGAGACGUACAAAUCUUUUGCGUUAUAAAGAUUCCAAAUUUAUUGUCUCUAAAGACGGAAAAAGUGUUGAGUUAACAAUACAAGAUUAACUAAAUUUCAUGUAAAUUUUAUGAUAUUGACUUUUUUUAUUAUUCUGUCGAAAUUAUGUAGUAAUGAGCUUUGAUUUGCAAAUAAAGAAUAUAUUUAACACAGC